Messenger RNA from Balearica regulorum gibbericeps (East African grey crowned-crane), 1055 nucleotides. NCBI's taxonomy places the organism in Eukaryota, Metazoa, Chordata, Aves, Gruiformes, Gruidae. The record is from RefSeq and is a predicted model, not a curated record.
AUGGACAACUCCUUUGUGGAAGAAGUGGCUGCAUCACUGGUGAGAGAAUUUCUCAGUAGAAAGGGUUUGAAGAAAACCAUCACCACCAUGGACCAAGAGCUUCCACGUUCUGCACUUAGUAUCAAUAACAGGAAUGAACUUCGAAAUGUCCUACACCUGCACUCCUUGUACAAACAGAACAAGGCAAAGGAGAACCCACUGAAAACACUUCUUGAAAUUAUUACUAAUUACUUCCUUGAGCACCGUGGGACUUCCAGAAGCAUCAGUUCAAGUUCUGCUCUGUCAACUCCUCAAAGUAAGAGCUCAACAUCGCAGCCACCCGACUUUUUGGAUAAAGAUCAUGUGCGUGGGAGUGCCUCUGUGCUCGAUGAAAGUGAAACUCAGGCCUGCAGAUAUGAUGUUGAGAAUCCACUAGAUAAAAUCCUUCCAUCCAGAAAACAUCAGCACAAAAGUGAAAAAUGCCACACAGGAACGAUACACAAUAACCACUUACCCUCUGAUGGGGAUAAGAAGUUAAGAGAUAGUCGAGAAGAUUUAAAAGCAGCAGUGAUUUCUGAGGAGCUCAAAUCCACAGUGAAGGAAAAGCCAAGACCUAGGUCUGGUCUCAUUGUCAGAGGAAUGAUGGCUGGACCAGUAGCAAGUUCACCAGAGGCUCUGCAAAAAAGGAGGCUUUCAAAACGAUCCACUAGCAUAAGCAGCACAGCACAGUUGAAGAGUGAAGAACAUGAAGAAAAUGAUCUGAGUUUCCCAAGUGCUGAUUUUCAAGAAAGUAAAGUCAAUAUGGAGUUUGCAUCAAAGACUAUAUCAAGCUCACAUGUGAGUUCAGCCUCUGAAAAACUAAGAAGCAUCCCCAAAGAUAAAGAUGACUUUCUUGCCAAACUGCUGUCUGAAAGAGAGAGGACCAAGACAGAAGAAAAAAAAUCAGUUCCAAGCUUUGAUACAGACAGCAAUGAGAAAGGCCUUAAAGUGAGUGCCUCCCACAGACAUUCCGGGGCUGGAAGAGAGAAGAGAGAAAGGUCCCUCAAGAAAAAUGAGAUUCGGUUGUCAGGCCACAG